Molecule: messenger RNA, 3432 nt
Organism: Adineta steineri
Lineage: Eukaryota; Metazoa; Rotifera; Eurotatoria; Adinetida; Adinetidae
Source: the annotation of a GenBank genome assembly
AUGGCGGAUGGCAAUAGCCACCCAUUCAAUAAUGAUGUUAUUGCUGAUGAUACGAUAGUUCAAUUACAAAAACAACUAUCACAUCAACAACAACAUCAUCAAAAUAUUUCUAAACAUAAAGAUCUUAUUGAUCUUCUUUCCUCAAAUAAUACAAGUAAUCAUUUUUUAAAUACAAAUGAUCCAUCUAUAAAUAUAUCAUCACAAACAAUAACUGAUGAUGAUUUCAAUCGUCUUAAAUCAAUAAUACGUUCAACAAUAUGGUCUAUUGAUAAUUCUAUACGUCGACAAUUAUGGAUGAAUAUAUUAACAUUAAAUCGAGUUAGCACAUCCAAACAACAAAAUGAACAUCGUCAUCUAUCACAAAUACCUAUUCCCACAUUAUCAGUAACAAUUGAUAAUAGUCUAUUUUCUUUAACAUCAAAAUUUAAUCAAUGGCCAAAUUAUGUUGAUACAACUAAUAUAUGUCUUUAUCAUUUAACUGAACCAUCGGGACGUUUAUUAUUACAACGUAUUCUAUUUACAUUUGCAUUGCAUCAUCCUGAUUUAACCUAUUGUCCUGCAUUAGAACCAUUUUCAUCUUUACUUUUACAUUAUUUUAAUGAACAUGAAGUUUUAUAUUUAAUUAAUCGUUUAUUAAUUAAACAUUGGUUAUGUGGUGAAACACGUUUACAAUGGGAAGCAAAUUGUAAUGUAUUUAAAAAAUUAUUAAAACUUUAUUAUAAAUCAACAGCUGAUGCAAUUGAAUUACGUUAUCCAAAUACAAAAAUAUUCUAUCAAGAAUGGUUUUGGUGGAUAUUCCGUUACUUACCAUUUUCUUAUCUUGUAAAAAUUAUGGAUUGUUUCUUUCUUGAAGGCCCAAAAAUUUUAUAUCGUGUUGGUUUAGCACUGGUUCAUUUAUUUAUUAAAACGGUCAAAAAUGAAUCGAGUGGAAGUAUUCGAAAUAUGGCUGAUUUUUGCCAACAAAUUCCUAUAUCAAUUGAUCAACUUUUACGGGCUGCAUUUCAUAUUCGAAAUUUAAAACGAAGUACAAUAGAACAAUUAGUUGAUCAUGAAGAAAAAUUAUUACAUAGUACUCGUCAUUCUUCUCGACCAGAUGAACUUGAUCAAUCAAAUAAUUUAAAUAGUAUUAAUAUAAAUUCUAAUAAUAAUUUAAAUAAUAAUGGAAAUAUAAAUAAUCAUCAAUCAAUAUUUAUUACUCCACAACAUCUUACACGAAUACCAAAAACAUCUGUACUUGAUCAUCAACAAUUUGUAACAUUAUGGAAUUGGUUACCAGUACGUUUAAGUCUUACUCAACCUCAUUUAGUAUUUACUACCCAAGAACAUGGAUUUCGUUUACAAACAUUAUUAGACAAAAUAAAUGAAAUCGAAUAUUCAAUAUUAAUUAUUAAAACAACAAAUGGCGAGAUAUUUGGUGGAUUUUGUGCCGGACUUUGGUCUGAUCGUCAUAAUAAAACAUAUUUUGGUUUUGGUGAAUCAUUUUUAUUCACACUUUUACCAAAACAAACGAGAUAUUCUUGGGUUGGUCAACAACAAGACAGUGAUAAUCGACAACAUCAACUUAAACGAGAACUUUUUCUAUUUGUUAAUAAUGAAAAAAUAAUUAUUGGUGGAGGUAAUGGUGAUGGGUUAUGUAUUGAUGCAUCAUUAUGCGAAGGUCGUACAGCUCAUUGUGAAACAUUCAAUAAUGAACCACUUUGUUCAUCACCAUAUUUUUCUAUAUCAAUGAAUUUAAAUUAUUUAAUUUUAUUAACUUUUUUACAUACAAAUAUUUAUGCAUUAAAACCAAUACAUUUAACAAUUGUUGUAUGUGGUUAUAGACUUGACGAAGCAUUAAAUGCAUUAAAAUCUUCAUUAAUAUUUACACCAUCACCACUUAUUUUUCAUAUUUUUACUGAAGAUCAUUUACGAGCAGAAUUUUUACGAAAAAUUGAUUUGGAAUGGCCUGUGGAAUAUCAAUCAAAAUUUCAAAUUGAAUUUUAUCCAAUACAAUUUACACGUGGAAAUGAUGAACAAUGGAGAACAUUAUUUAAACCAUGUUGUACACAACGAUUAUUUAUUCCUGAUGUACUGAAAAAUAUUGAUUCAGUCAUUUAUGUCGAUACAGACACAUUAUUUUUAAGCAAUGUACGAAGUUUAUGGCGUCUUUUUCGAAAAUUUAAUUCAACCCAAUUAGCUGCAUUAACAGCAGAACAUGAAGAUCCAUCUAUGGGUUGGUAUAAUCGUUUUGCACGUCAUCCAUAUUACGGAGCAAUGGGACUGAAUUCCGGUGUAAUGUUAAUGAAUUUAACACGUAUGCGUCAAGUCGAUAUGAUUUCAAAGAUAAUGGAUAUUUUCGAUGAGUACCACAUGAAUAUUACUUGGGGUGAUCAAUGUUUAUUGAAUAUUUAUUUUAAUUAUUAUCCAGAGCAAAUAUAUGAAUUUAGUUGUGAUUGGAAUUAUCGUCCUGAUCAUUGUAUAUAUGAAAAUAAUUGUCAAAUAGCUAAAACAGAUGGUAUUAAAAUUCUUCAUGGUUGUCGUAGUGCAUUUCAUAAUGAUAAAUAUCAAGAAUUUAAAGCUAUCUAUCAAGUUAUACAAAAUUGGAAAUUUGAUUCAGAUUUAAAACUUUCAUUAUUAUCACAAAUAAAAACUAAUUUAAAAAAUUAUUCAUUAACAAAUUGUGGCAAAGCUUCAGAAUUAUUUACAAAACAUUUAUCAAAAGAAAUCUCAUUGUUAGAUCAUUCAUUUAAAAAGAUCUUUCAUAUUGCUUUUAUUUUUAAUGACAAUUGGAAUUUUAUUGAACAAUCGCAUGUUCUUCUUAAAUCUCUUCUAUUAUUUUCUUCAAAUAAUACUAAUAAUCAAAUACAUUUACAUGUUAUUUUAACAGAUAAUCAUAGUCAAAAUUAUUUUUCUAAACAAAUUGAAUCAAUGGAUUAUUUGAUUACCUAUUACAAUUCUACAAUAACGCAUCCGUUUCAACUCUCGACAAUAUUAAAUGUUGAUCGUGUUGUUUAUUUAAAUCCAAAUAUGAUAUUCAUAAAUUCUUUUGAUAAAUUAUGGUCAUUAUUUGAUCAAUUUCAAUCCAAACAAAUUAUCGGAAUGUUUGGGCAAUGUCAAAUGUCAGGUUCGUCCAAUGUAUUACUUCUUCAUUUAAAUGAAAUGAAAAAUAUGGAUAUUAAUUUCGAACGUAUAAAUCAGUUAUCAACUGAUAAUGUUUAUUUUCUUCCGUGCAAAUAUAUUCUUGAUACUGAUCAUUGUCAAUCAAUAAAACAUGGAUUAUUACUUUUCGAAAAUAUAAAUCAUUCAUUAUUUGGUAGUUUAUAUAAACUAAUUAGUCAAAUUGAUUUAAUAAAAUCAAAUGAUGCAAUUGAGAUUGAAUUAAAUCAAAUUAAAAAUUUACAAUGUCGAAAUGAACUUGUUAAAUUAAUUAUAGAAAAUAAAAAAACUAAAUAA